ACAAAAAAAACCUGCAUCUUGCAUCCUAAAAUUGUGACAUUUCCUCACGAGUUCUGAUUUCUAUCAUUUUCAAACACAUUGUUCAAAGUUUUGACCCUUUACAAUUCAAAAUACUAGCAUUUCCUCAACUUUUGUUUAGUUGUUUUCUAGAAAGAAAAUUCUUUACAUUUUCUUCCUUUGAAUUCCUCAUCUGCCUCCACUAUGUACAUUUCAGCUCUCUUUUUCUCUGGGGAUAUCCAACGUUGUUCUGCUUCUAACUCUAUUUUUCCUGAGUUAAAUGAUGUUUGCAUGAAUUGGGUUGCUUAUCCUUUUGUCUAUAUCAUUCCUAGUCUUGACUUUAAUGAUGUUUGCAUGAAAUGGGUUGCUUUUCUUCUCCCUAUUGCUGUUACGAUGAUUCGUUUUUUUUUUAUUGCAACUGAAGUAAUGUUUUAAAUAUAGAUUUUGUUUUUAUUUUUUUAAAAAAAGGGGUUUAAUCUGUACUUUUCUCACUCUUUCUUUCGUCUGAUUAUCAAGUGGUAGGUUGUUAACUUGUUUUUUUUCCAAAUUUUAAACAUAUUGCUCCACCGGCUGUUCACUAGUGGAGAUUCCCUUCAGGUUCACGCACGCUAAUUGUUUUAGUUUGCUGAAGAAACAUUUCUAAUCUGUUUUUUUUCUUCUUCUUCUUCUCUAAAUACAGGUCUUAUGGUUUUCAUCAAACUUUAAGGCCUUUUAGCGGAUCAUAUCAAUUCAGAUUGAAGCGGGUGUUUCAUCCAAGUUCCAACAAUGGUUCUUGGCCUAAGAACUAAGAACAGAAAAGGCUGCUUACAUCAGCUUGUUUACACUGUAAAUGUGAAGGAGAUUAAUCCUUGGACACCAUUGCAAUCACUGCAAUCGGCUCAAUCUGUUAUGCUACAAUGGGAAACUGGUGAUAAGAGUUCUGGAUCCAUAGCUUCUACCAUUGAUAAUGGAAAGAUUGAGUUCAAUGAAUCUUUCAAACUUCCAUUAACUUUACGUCAAGAAGCAUCCCGUAAGAGCACGAAUCAUUUGAGUUUCCACAAGAACUGUUUAGAGUUUUACUUGUAUGACUCUCGGAAAGAAAAUGUGUCAAAAGCUCAACUUCUGGGAUCUGCUAUUGUAAAUCUUGCUGAUUAUGGAAUUAUCAAGGAAACUAUAUCCAUUAGUGCUCCUUUUAACUUGAAGAAGAGUUCUAGGAACAUAGAACAUCCUGUUCUUUAUCUUAAUAUCCGACCUUUUGAUAAAGAUAGCUCGAGCGCUUUGUCGAAAGAAGUGUCAUUAGACAAGGAUGGCAGUGAAUGUGUUUCUGAAUUCAUAAAUGAAGGAAAUGAUGAGGAAAUCGAGAUUGCUUCUUUUACUGAUGAUGAUGUUGAUGAUCUUUCCUCACAGUCAUCCCAUAUUACUUCUUCUUCUUCUUCUGUUUUCGACCAUUCUAGAGAGUCACAUAUUCAACAUGAUAAGAAUCAAUCAGAAUCAGCCACUGGUGGGUUUGAAAGGCUUGGGCUCACGCUUCCUUCUGCUGGAACAAAUGUAAACUCGGGGGUAAGACCAAUUGUUGAAGCAUUCAAACAAGUGAAUGGCAAUACUUCUCCUUCAUCUUCAAUGGACUUGUGCUCCAACUCUAUGAAUCCUGUAACUAAUCCUAUGGCUAAAGUUGCAUCCCCGGAGCAUGGUGCUACUACCAUUCCAGUAGAGACCAACUUAGACCAUGUAAAGGAUGAAGAUUUGUCCAACAACCCCAAGAAUCUUGUAACUUAUCCCAAGGCUGAAGUAGCAUCCUCAGAGACAAGUGUUACCAUUCCGGUAAAUACGAAUUUAGAAUAUGUAAAAGGUAAAGGUUUAUCCAAGAAUCCUGUAAGUUAUCCCAUGGCUAAAGUUGAAUCCGCAGAGACGAGUGUUACAAUUCCAGUAGAUACGAAUUUAGACCAUGUAACAGAUAACGGUUUGCCCAAUAGCCCCAAGAAUCCUGUAACUUCUCCUAUGGCUAAAGUUACAUCCUCAGAGACGAGCAUUACCAUUCCUGUAGAUAUGAACUUUGACCAUGUAAAAGAUUCCCAUGCCAAAAGAGAGGGUGAUAGGAAAGCAUUGAGGCAUGACCAAAGUCAUGUAGACAGAUCUUUAAGUAGCAUUUCACAUGUUGGUCAGCGGAAGGAAAAUGAGGAAAAGACACUGUGGGAAGUUGAGCUGGAUAGCCAGAUUUUAAAUGCCAAAGAAUACUCUCCGCAGGACAUGUUAGGUUUUAUACCGACUCAAGAUUCUACAGAAAAUAAAAUCAGUUGGAGGAGUAACACUUUUGCGUCCAGCUGUGAAACAACUGAAGUCAAAGGUGGCUUCAUUGCAAACGAUGGACAGAAGCAUGCGGCACCUGUUCAAUUGCAUUUUGACAACAAUGGCCUGUCGAAGAAGAUCCAGUUUAUGGAGAAGGCAAAGGAACAUGAUAUUUCCGAGGAGAUUUCUAAUGGUAACUCAAGUGAUAUGCUUAGUGAAAGGGAAGAAACUGUGAACAACUUUUCUAACGGUAAAUUUAACUCAGGUAACAGUUAUGGGCCACUAAAGAAUACUAAGUUCAUGGAGAAGGCAAAGGAAUCUGAUAUUCCUGAAGAGAUUCAUAAUGGUUCUACAAAGGAUACAUGUAAUGAAAGCGAAGAAGAUGCAAAUAGCUUUUCCAACAGCAAAGUUGAACUGGAGUCCAAAAUUGAAAUGCUUGAACAAGAAUUGAGAGAAGCUGCUGUUGUUGAGGCUAGUCUUUAUUCUGUUAUUGCAGAGCAUGGGGGUUCUGUAAACAAGGUUCAUGCUCCAGCUAGACGACUUUCUAGAUUCUAUAUCCAUGCUUGUAGAACAAGUAACCCAGAUAAGAGGGCAAGUGCUGCUAGGGCUGCUGUUUCAGGAUUGGUUUUGGUCUCUAAAGCCUGUGGAAAUGAUGUUCCAAGGUUAACCUUCUGGUUGUCAAAUUCAAUUGUACUGAGAGCAAUUGUGAGCAAUGCUAUUGGGGGAAUUCAGCUAUAUUCUGGACCAUGCUUAAAUAGUAGUAGCGAGGGAAUGGUGUUGGAGGACAACUCCCAUCUGCAAGAGGAAUGCAAUUCAACGGAAAGUUUUGAAGAGUGGGUGGACCCUCAGACGUUUCUACUUGCAUUGGAGAAGUUUGAAACUUGGAUCUUCUCCAGAAUAAUUGAGUCAGUCUGGUGGCAGACUUUGACUCCACAUAUGCAGUCGGCUGCUGCAAAGAGCUCAAGCUCAAGGAAAACAUCAACCAAAAGAUAUGGAUUAGGCGAUGAAGAGCAGGGGAAUUUUUCAGUCGAGCUUUGGAAGAAGGCUUUUAAAGAUGCCUGCGAGAGGCUUUGUCCCAUUCGAGCAUGUGGACAUGAGUGUGGUUGCUUAUCCAUGCUGGCUAAAUUGGUCAUGGAGCAAUUGGUGGGUAGAUUGGAUGUUGCAAUGUUCAAUGCUAUUCUUCGUGAAUCAGUGGACGAAAUGCCAACAGAUCCUGUUUCUGAUCCUAUAUGUGAUUCAAAGGUUCUUCCCAUUCCUGCAGGAAAAUCAAGCUUUGGGGCUGGUGUACAAUUAAAAAAUGCUAUUGGAAAUUGGUCAAGAUGGCUAACUGAUCUAUUCGGUAUUGACGAUAAUGACGGUCCUGAAGAUAGCAACGAAGUUGAUGAUGACAAAAAAGCAGGAUUUGAGGCUUCCUUCAAGGCCUUUGGUCUCCUCAAUGCAUUGAGUGAUCUCAUGAUGCUUCCAUCCGAUAUGCUUGUCAAUCGGUCCCUGAGGAAGGAGGUAUGCCCCAAAUUCAGCCCACGAUUGAUCAUCAAGGUUCUUAACAAUUUUGUGCCUGAUGAAUUCAAUCCGAACCUAGUUUCAGAGGCAGUUUUUGAAUCAUUGGACGAGGAUAUUUCUGAGGUUGGGGACGAGUCUAUUACAAACUUUCCAUGUAUGGCAGCUCCAACAGUGUAUUCACCACCUUCGGCAGCUUCCCUAACAGGCAUUGUCGGAGAGGUCGGAAGUCAAGCCUUGCGAAGAAGUAGAUCAGUGCUUAGAAAAUCAUACACUAGUGAUGAUGAGCUUGAGGAGUUGGAUUCACCCAUCACCUCGAUCAUUAUCGAGAACCGCAGCGAUUCAACCGAUUCAAAAUCACUGAAUUGGAUGAGAAUGGGAAAGGGAGACCGAAAAGUAAUUCGAUAUCAAUUAAUCCGAGAAAUAUGGAAAGAAGGCGAAUGGUAAAAUUUCUUAAGUUUUAACCCCCUCCCACUGUUCUUCACUGAACAUGGUUUUGUAUAUAAGCUCAUGACUUAUAGGCUGGUGUACUAAGCUGUUGGAGUUUAACAGAAAUCGGCAUUUUCCAUCAGCUAUUCAGCUCAUAUCGUCUAUGUUAUGUUUUUUUGCAUGCCAACAAAAUCAAGAUACUGCAGAGGCAUGUACGGAAAAGCUAAGCUUAGACUUAAUCUAUUUGCCCGUUUAAUUAAUA
Molecule: messenger RNA, 4450 nt
Organism: Gossypium raimondii (Peruvian cotton)
Lineage: Eukaryota; Viridiplantae; Streptophyta; Magnoliopsida; Malvales; Malvaceae
Exons: 8
Coding region: 763-4206 (1147 amino acids)
Cellular component (GO): nuclear pore
Source: RefSeq, a predicted model, not a curated record